AUGGCCGAGGGCGUCGGGUGCUGCGCCUGCGCCGAGCAGCCCACGCACUCGCCAGGGUCUUCGGCCGCCGCCCAGGCGCAGUGCGGGGAGCAGGCCUGGGCGCCGUCCUCCCACCGAACCGGGAGCGAUCGUGCACGAGACGAGUGGGGCACGUGCGAGUGGACGUCACCCAUGCCAGCGUUGGAGGCAGCAACCGAGCAAGGCAUACGUGGGCAUUGGCAGCGGGCAUUGUGGUCGCCGACUGAGCCACUGGAAGCGAGGUGGGACAGCACACCCACCAAGUACGCUUACAGCAGCCCGUGCAAGAAAGGCCAGCAGCGCAAGGUAUUGUGUGCUCAUUGCCGUUAG
Prorocentrum cordatum is the source of this 348-nucleotide messenger RNA. Lineage: Eukaryota; Dinophyceae; Prorocentrales; Prorocentraceae. The record is from the annotation of a GenBank genome assembly.